Acanthoscelides obtectus is the source of this 363-nucleotide messenger RNA. Lineage: Eukaryota; Metazoa; Arthropoda; Insecta; Coleoptera; Chrysomelidae. The record is from the annotation of a GenBank genome assembly.
CACGCAGUCUGUUUUUAAUUUUCGGGAAAGUAAAGAUAUCGUUAGGACUUACAUCGUGACUAUAUGGAGGAUGGUCCAAUAAUUCCACGUUUUCUUCCGUUAAAUAAUGCCUUGUUUUUUGGGCUGUGUGCGAGCUUGCAUUGUCUUGGUGGAGGAUGAUUCUUCUUUCGGGGUUGAUUUUUCGAAGCUCGGUGAUGACUUUUGGCAAACAAAUGGUGGUAUACCAAUACGCAGUAACAGUUCUUUGCUCAUUAAGAGGAAUUGUUGCAAAAUGUCGUGACUCAUAUUUUUCGAAACACUUCGAGAACGGAUGACUUUUGUUGGCUUUUCUUCACCUUGGAACACCCAAACAGAAGACUGUCG